Molecule: messenger RNA, 1524 nt
Organism: Paramecium tetraurelia
Lineage: Eukaryota; Ciliophora; Oligohymenophorea; Peniculida; Parameciidae
Exons: 1
Molecular function (GO): monooxygenase activity; iron ion binding; oxidoreductase activity, acting on paired donors, with incorporation or reduction of molecular oxygen
Source: RefSeq, a predicted model, not a curated record
AUGUUAACAUUAUUUAUUGCAAUCGUCAUAGUGCUCUCAUUAGCAUUAUUUUUCAUCUUCAUAUAGCCGUUAGUCCCCUUGCUUUUAUUAAAACUUAAGUUAGGAGACAAAGCGAUUAUAAUGUUUUAUCCAAUUUUUGGUUUCAUUGGCAUUUUUAUGAGGUCAAUAAAAACCAACUAAGAUGUGAUGAAAUCGAUAAAUGUAGCUCUUAGAAAUAAUCCAAGAGCAAAGAUCAUACUAUCAAAUUUUCUAAAUAAACCUUGUAUUAUGUUUGCAGGAACAGAAUAUCUAAAACAAUCCUAUUAAGAUCAUGAUGAUUUUGAAAAACUCGAUCCAUUUAUGCUACCUUCAUUUAUGCAAAAAGGAUUAGCGAUGAGCGAGGGGGAGAAUUGGAAGAGAUAAAGAAAAUUUUUGGCUCCUGCAUUCACUUUUGAAAAAUUAAAAUCGAGAUUGCCUAUGAUGAACCAAGUUGUUGAGGAUAUUGCAGAAAAGGAUGAUAAAACAAAUUUAAAUGACUUCAUGUCACGAAUAACUGGAGAAAUAAUUGUAAAAAGUUUUUUUGGGAAGUUAGGUGAAGGGUUCUAACUUGAAGGAAAAGAAGCAUGGGUAGCUCUGACUAAAUUAACAGGAGAAAUAUCUUUGAUUAUGAUGGAUAAUCUAUAUGCUUUCGUUAAAUCUUUAUUAUUUGGAGUAAAAACAUGGACCAUCCUGCCAACCAAAUAAGAAAAAGAUGUAGUGAGACGAGUUGAGAAUGUAAGAAUAAAAUUGAACGAAUUGAUCUUAAACAGAGUAGAAUAAUUAAAGGAUAGUCCAGUCCAAGAUCAAGAUAAAAUGGUUUUCUUAGAUUUAUAUGUAACUGAAUACUUAAAAUAAAAAAAAUAAAAUGAAUAAUAGAUAGAUCUUGAAGAAAUAUUGCAUCAAUUCAUAACCCUAUUCUUUGCUGGGACUGAUUCAACAGCAACAAUUUGUGGAACUUGCUUAUAUUAUUUAGCUAAAUAUCCUGAGAUUUAAUCUGAAAUCUUAGAAGAAGUAAAUGAAGUAAUUGGAAAUGCUGAUAUAAAUGAAGACAAUUUAAAUAAGCUAAUUAAGGUUAACGCUUUGAUUUAAGAAGUUUUAAGAUUGAGGAAUCCAGCAUUUGUUACACUCUUUAGAACAGUUAAACGUGAUAAAUAGGUUUAAGACAUUAAACUUAAAAAGGGAUGGGCAUUAGUAUAAAUGCAUAAUGCCAAUAGUAUCUUAGAUUCACAUUUUGAUAAUGCCACCGAAUUUAAUUAUAAAAGAUGGCUAAGCAAGGAUACUAUAAUUAAAAACGAUAAUGGAUACAUUUACAUUCCUUUGACAGCAGGGCCAAGAAAUUGUAUUGGAUAUCACAUGGCAUUGAUGGAAGCAAAGAUUAUUAUAGCAUUGCUGAUUAGGAAAUAUAAAAUACUUUUAAAUCCGGCCGUUUAGCAAAUCAGAUUUGGAAUUAAAUUCUUUUAAUGUGUUGAACCAGAUAACUGUGUAUUAUUUGAAAAAAGAAUUUGA